This is a messenger RNA of Dibothriocephalus latus, 364 nucleotides long. Lineage: Eukaryota; Metazoa; Platyhelminthes; Cestoda; Diphyllobothriidea; Diphyllobothriidae. The record is from the annotation of a GenBank genome assembly.
GUUAGCCUCUCCCCCUUACUUUGUGGUCCUCAUUUACGACAUGCGGGGAUUUGUGAGUGCCCUGUCGUGCUGCCGGGUUCCUGCUCCGAAAGCCAAUGAUAGUGAAAAGCCUUUUAGCAAAUCUUCCCAAAAAACAGCAAAAUCUCCUCCAAAACGCCGUAAUGAUCAGAGGAUUUUACUGUUGGGUACUGGUGAAAGCGGAAAAAGCACCUUUUUGAAACAAAUGAAAAUUAUUGCUGGAAAGAAAUUUAAAGAAGCCGAACUAAUGACGUUUCGUGAUAUAAUUUACGAUAACGUGUACAAAGGCGUCCUCUUCCUCUUGCAAGUACGUACGUCUGUUGAUACCUGUUUCGCCAUUUCAUAG